Zalophus californianus (California sea lion) is the source of this 1943-nucleotide messenger RNA. It is a transcript of the gene DNAJB9, whose product is annotated as DnaJ heat shock protein family (Hsp40) member B9. The transcript is spliced from 3 exons. Bases 220 to 888 code for a protein of 222 amino acids. Gene Ontology annotation, molecular function: protein-folding chaperone binding; misfolded protein binding. Gene Ontology annotation, cellular component: endoplasmic reticulum. The record is from RefSeq and is a predicted model, not a curated record. Lineage: Eukaryota; Metazoa; Chordata; Mammalia; Carnivora; Otariidae.
CAGCAGCGGCCGCCGGCCAGUGGGGAGCGGGCUGAGGGGGGACGCGGCGACGGCUGGAGGAGCGCUAGGUCAGUGUGCAAACGGGAGUGGGGCGCGCGCCGGCUACGGGAGGCCUCGGAGACCGGGGCGAGGGGCCGGGCCGAGCAGCUGUGCGGAGCCAGUCGUCUCCCGGCGCGUCUGCUCUGCGCAGGAGCCGCAGCCCUCGGAGGGAUAUUAGAAAUGGCUACUCCCCAGUCAGUUUUCGUCUUUGCAAUCUGCAUAUUAAUGAUAACGGAAUUAAUUUUGGCAUCAAAAAGUUACUAUGAUAUCUUAGGUGUGCCAAAAUCAGCAUCAGAGCGCCAAAUCAAGAAAGCAUUUCAUAAGUUGGCCAUGAAGUACCAUCCUGACAAAAAUAAGAGCCCUGAUGCUGAAGCAAAAUUCAGAGAGAUUGCAGAAGCAUAUGAAACACUCUCAGAUGCUAAUAGGCGAAAAGAGUAUGAUACACUUGGACACAGUGCUUUUACUAACGGUAAAGGACAAAGAGGUAGCGGAAGUUCUUUUGAGCAAUCAUUUAACUUCAAUUUUGAUGACUUAUUUAAAGACUUCGGGUUUUUUGGUCAAAACCAAAACACUCGGUCCAAGAAGCAUUUUGAGAAUCACUUCCAGACACGCCAGGAUGGUUCCAGUAGACAAAGACAUCAUUUCCAGGAGUUUUCUUUUGGAGGUGGACUGUUUGAUGACAUGUUUGAAGAUAUGGAGAAAAUGUUUUCUUUUAGUGGUUUUGACACCACCAAUCGGCAUACAGUACAGACUGAAAAUAGAUUCCACGGAUCUAGCAAGCACUGCAGGACUGUCACUCAACGAAGAGGAAAUAUGGUUACUACAUACACUGACUGUUCAGGACAGUAGUUCACUAUUUUUCGUUCUCACUAAACCCAACUAGUUGACUUUUCUUUAAUAUCUUUGAUGCAAAACAAUUUUCUGUGAACUAUUUUGACAAGUGCAUGAUUUCACGUAACUUGAUAUAUUAAAUGUAUUUAAAUGUUUUUUGACAAAUUCAACAACACUCAGUUUAGUAGAGAAGUAGCUAAUUAUUAAUUCUCCUGAUUAGGAAAGAUUCUUUAAAAAAAGAUACUAUAAUUCUGCCUGGUCUUUGUUCUCUACCUGCCCUUGGGCUUACUUGCGUGGCCAGUUUUAUUACCAAGAAAAGAUUGAGUUUGCCUGAUAUAUAUUUAAAGGUUAAACUUUGAAACUUAUUGUAGAUUUAAAUCGUGUGAACUUGAAUGGUUUUUGCAGUGAAACCUUUGCUAAUUUAAAAUUGCAUGCUCUGCAGCAUCUCUGACUUGGGUUGCUAAAUGUACAUGAAACUGUAAUUGAGUCAUUCAGCAAAGGAUAGCAUAUCUUUUCCACUGAGAGCUUCAGAAAGGCAUAAUUUAAUAUUUACACAGAACCAUACCUUUCUGUAGUAAAAUUGGAGUAAAGGAAAUGAUUAUAUUGCUCAUAGCCAUUUAGGCGGAAAGAAAGUUGAAAACUUUUGAAAUAUUACCAAGAGAUUGUUACAUGUUUGAUCCCUGGCUAAUGAUUUUGUAGUGUUGAAAUCAUAGCUAAUUUAUACAUCUUUUCACAUUUCUUUCUAGUUGUUGGCGCUCUAGGUCUUACAUGGAUUUAUGUAUUUUUUGUGUGUGUGGUUCCUCUUCUUUGCACUCAUCUUUAUCUAGAGAUUGACUAAUACCUCAUUCUGUUUGUAAAAACAGCCAGUAAUUUCUGUGCAACCUUAUUAUGUGCAAUAUUUUUAAAUCCUAAGAAAUGUGUGCUUUUGUUUUCAUAUAGACUUAUUUCUUUAGUUCGGCACUUUUUGCAUUAUACUCCAUAUGAGUAUUAAUCCUAUGGAUACAUAUUAAAACUAGUAAAUGUCUCAUACAACAUUGUUUGUGAGGGAGAGAAAUACAAUAUUUACAAUAUGA